AUGCCUGCGCCUACUAGACACAGUCAAUCGAACAGGUCAUAUCAGCUACGCGGCCGCUCACCCCAUUCCAAUCGACUCCUACGCCUACACACCAGUCCAGAAGUCGGUCACCGUCGCCCAGUCCUAGCCCCACUCGUUACGAACCUUCGACGACGCCCAUCACGCCUGCAAUCAGCCGAGAAACCUGAAGAAGAGCCAAUGCCACUGCCCCAGACAGGCUCAAAACGGAAACGCGUCCCCAGCGCGAAUGAGAACGCGCAUGGGGGUGGUAGACCGACGAGAGGCUCAGGGAGGCUCAAACGUCUUCGGUCAGACGUAUACGAGCCAGGGGAGGCCAGUGAGAUGGAUGUCGACCCAUCACCACGAAACAAUUCUCGUUGGUCUUCUGAUGAAGACUCGCUCUCUGAGCUUACAUCAGACGAUGAUGACGACGACGAGCAAGAUGAGGAUGAGGAGUCUACCGACCAUCACCUGAUCCAUUUUGGCUCUGUGAAGGAACUCCAACGACUUCGCAAAGACGAGCUUGUACGGCUUUAUGUCGCAGCCGGCCUCUCCGACGAUGCAGAAGCCCUUACGAAGACCGAAAUUAUCGACGCGUUGGUCACUGCUCGUGAAGAUGACGGCGACCUACCGCCAUCAUCACCGCGAGGAGUCUCAUCUGACGAGCAAGACAACGACCCAAAUGAAGAUGAUGAGGUCCACACCCCACUCCCUGCCGUACGCUCCCGUUAUACCCAUGGGCUCAGGAGAAGAGCAACCACCAACGAGACAACUGCUAUGACCUCUCGGCCAUCAAAAAGUCGCAGCCUGUCGAUGGGUAACCUCCUCCACAAUAACACCGUCAAUGCAGUUGCCUCGAGCUCGAAACUGAACGGCGACUCUAUUUCCAGUCCUGCCCUAAGGCGUCGCAAAUCCUCGAAAACUUUGAAAACCGAAUCCUCUCUCCGUACUUCGUUCCCGCCCCAUGCCGUAUCAUCCCCUCCUGCUACCCGCCUUCGGUCUCGUAAAGGCAAUCCCCUCUCCUUGUCCGCACCUUUGUCAUCUGCAUCCGCGUCAUCUCCCAUCAUUGUCAACAAUGCGAUCCCAUUCCCUGCCACUAUCCACCGCUCGACUGCUCUAGCCAAAGGACGGAAAGGGAAAGGAAAACAGGUCGAGUUUCUGCCACUGGAAGAAAUUGAACGAGAGAAGGAGCGGCAACGGGAAAUUGAUCGUCGUGCUCUGGCGGAAGAGAGCGAUCUUACUGAACUUGAUUCUGAACCAACGCCUGUCGAUCCAAGUCCUCGCCGCUUGCGUAGCAAGGACAAGGAGCGCGAGCGACUAGGGAUUGGCAAAGGCAAAGAGAAUGUCUCGCUUCUUGAUCUGCGGCGCGUUACCCCGGCCAGGAAAGCCAAGCGGAAUCAUAUCAUGGAGGAAGAAGAGGCUGAAGUAGAGGCGCAAAUGCAGACAACCGACAUCGAGGAACAAGAAGAUGAGGAUGAUCAACUUGCAACUCCAACGCGUACUCGGUCAAGAAGGUCCAGUCACAAGGCUAAGUCGAAUUCCCCGGUAGAGCGGACACCUUUGGUUCAGCGUUUACGAUCUAGAACUCGGAUUCCUCCAGCCUCUGGUGCUGACGGUGACGAUGAGCAAUCGGAUGACGACGAUCAUCAAUCAGAUGAUGAUGAUGGCGAUGAUGAGCAAGUCGGAGAAGAAGUCGCUCAGGACGGGGAAGAAGAGGAGGAUGAAGAAGGGACAGUGGAAGGAGAUGAAGAUGAAGAUGGGGAGGACGAGCAAACAAUUGCUGUCGAACCAAGGAAACUUCGGAACGGCAAGAUUGUUGGCGACGACUUGGAAAUGGAGCAAGAGCAAGAAGAGGCACAAGAUGAGGACGAGGAGAUUGAAGAAGUUGAAGAAGAGGUGCAAGAGAGCGAAGGCGAGGCUGACGAGAUGGAAUGCGAGAAUGUGGAUCUCACUAUCGCCACAGCCAAAACUCUCGUUCGCCUUCGGAGAGAUGAUCUUGUACGCCUAUGCGAGACUCGCGACUUGGAAGUUGUGGGGACCAAACCACAACUUGCAGAAGCUUUACUGCAAUGGCGCGACCGGCAUACUGAUUUCUCGUCUCCUUCAUCUACUGGGACGGUCAUGAACAGGCCACCUUCAACAGUGAUCAACAAGCGUCGUCGAAACGCUUCCCAACCUGACACACCCGUUUUGUUGCGCUCCCAACGAGUCCAUAUCGACGAACCUGUUACUCCUGAACCCAAAGAGGCGCCAGUUGGGGAACCCGAACUAGAGCUUGAUUUGGAGAGCCUUGGACUCGAUGACAGGGAAAUCCCACCCGACAAGCUCCAGAAACUGGAGAAGAUCGGCAGCGGCGGCUUUAAAGACGUCUUCAUUGGCAAGUUCCGAGGACGCCGCAUCGCCAUCUCUGAGUUUAGAGGUCAAUUGAGCGCAAUGGAUAUCAAAGAGCUGAAGCUCCUUGGCGGAUUCGACCAUCCCAACAUUGUCCGAUUCCUUGGAGUCAGUAUUCCGGAAGACACGAAAGUAACUCCAGUUAUGAUCGUCAGCGAGUUGUGCUCAAAUGGCGAUUUAUUCGACUACGUUCGGAAUGUUGCUGCGCCUUCGCUGAAUAAAGUGUUGUCCAUCAUGCUGGACAUCGCGCGUGGCCUGGAGUACCUUCAUCUACGGAAGCCCUCUGUCAUCCACCGAGACUGCAAGUCGUCGAAUAUUCUCAUCACGGCCAAGGGUACUGCUAAGAUCGCAGACUUUGGUCUCGCCAAGGUCAAGCAGUCUACUCGAUCAAUGGUUCGAAGUCUUGUUGGGACGGUGAAUUGGCAAGCACCCGAACUAUGGCACGCACAUCCCAAGUACAACCAUAAAGUGGACGUGUUCAGUUGCGCUAUGGUGUACUGGGAGAUGUUGCAGUGGCAUCAGAAGGAGAAGAAGUUUCCUUGGGAGGGCAUGAACGAGCAUGCGAUCUAUGAGAUUGUUGGAACCAAAAAACAAAGACCACCCACUAGUGGCCUCCGAAAACAAUGGUGUCCUGCAAUCGUCGACCUGAUUGAGCGCAUGUGGGCCCAACAGCACGAAGACCGCCCGACCAUGUCCGAGGUCGUCUCGGCGCUGGAAGAAAUGAGGAAAUGA
Mycena indigotica is the source of this 3123-nucleotide messenger RNA. RefSeq names its product Protein kinase domain-containing protein. Gene Ontology annotation, biological process: protein phosphorylation. NCBI's taxonomy places the organism in Eukaryota, Fungi, Basidiomycota, Agaricomycetes, Agaricales, Mycenaceae. The transcript has 8 exons. Bases 1 to 3123 code for a protein of 1040 amino acids. Gene Ontology annotation, molecular function: ATP binding; protein kinase activity. The record is from RefSeq and is a predicted model, not a curated record.